Messenger RNA from Pyricularia grisea, 5545 nucleotides. RefSeq lists its product as uncharacterized. The record is from RefSeq and is a predicted model, not a curated record. The transcript has 4 exons. Bases 475 to 5052 code for a protein of 1525 amino acids. NCBI's taxonomy places the organism in Eukaryota, Fungi, Ascomycota, Sordariomycetes, Magnaporthales, Pyriculariaceae.
UUUAUCCAAAUUCUUUCCUCUCAUUUUGUUUAUCCAUCACCCCUCGACACGAAUUCAUCUGGUUUCCAAACGAACCUAUCCUAACUUAUCAAACCCAUACCAGAUUAAUAUCAUCGAUUUGCUCGUCAUUCUUGACAAUCUUUGAACCCCUGGAGUGUUGCACAGAGUAACGAACAACCGGGCGGGAAAGCGGCACGAAAUCACGGAGCUUUCUGUCCCUCUGCCCUUGCGUUUGCCACGCGUUAACGCACAAAGUAGUGCCCCCAUUUGAAGCCAUCCUUUUGGGGUAGCGCAAGGACUGGUACGGUAGAUGAAGACUUUAUUUCCAGAGUCAUUCAACAGCUCAAUCAUUCAAAAUCAACUCUAGUCUACUUUCAUCACCGCCAUAACUUUGGCUAUCCACCGAAGUCAAUGGCUAUCACCGCCGCUGACAUUCAAUUCUAACUCAGAUCAGUGGGAUCACUGGGAUGCAACAUGGAAACCGAGGAUUUAUACCAUUACCAACGAAUUCUUCGGAAUUUUUCUUUCCCACUACCACCGCCUCAAGCAGAUGACCACGUCCAGCAGAUUAAGGAACUGCGUAAGGCCCUCGAAUCCAAAGAUCAGGCUGCUGCUGAGGAAGAAUGGACCAUGUAUCAAGCAGAGAGGCAGAGUCUGGAAGUUGAGAGGGCUGAGAGACAGAGGCUGUUCGACGCAGCUCUUGAUGGACUUGCCCAUGAUGAAGCCUUGCAGAAAACUCGACAGUCGUUCAAGGAGGUGUUGGAGCGUUGUUAUGAGCAGAAAAGGUCGGCUCUGAUUGAUAAAUAUAAGAAAAUCGAGCGACAGCGCGCGGGCAGGCGUAAAACAGAAGAGCAAGCCUUGGAAAAGCAGAUAUAUGAGGGGAUAAUUUUGAAGCGUCGGCAGUCGAUGACCAAAGCUCAGAGUCAGGAGAAAGCGCUACCCCUCUCAACUCCAGAGGCUGGUGCUCCGAGGACUCCGGCCGAAACACCUCCGCCGCUAAACUCGCCUUCCCCUAAUUUGGACCGGCCACUGUCUAUAUUCGAUGCAUCCACCAACCCCCCUGAUAGGGCAUCGUUUACCUCACUGAUAGGGCCUGAGUAUUCUGAAGUUUCUUCACCUCCACCAGUUGGCCACUCAGAUGGUGCUAUCCCAGUGAUAGGAACUUCUCAACAGGUGCCUGACGUGCCUCCGUCAGUGCUGCCACCUACGACAGUGAAUUUGCCCACUCCCCAAGCCUCGCAUAGCAACGCAUUGGAACCGAUUUCGCCCAUUGACGAAGAGGAUUCAAUGGUCCAAAAUAAUCUCUCGCAAGCGAAGCUUUUGUCAAAGCGUGCUCGUGAGGAUGAUGUUUUGCCCUCAGAAUCCAAACGUGUCCGGACAAGGGCCAGUCAAAUUGCGCAGGAACGAUACAGUCUCGAUGCAAAUUCGGAUGCUGUUGAUCAGGCUCCGCCAAAGAAGGUGGUUCACAACCCUGAGGGGAGCACCACCCCUGACACCACUGUCCCAGAUAAUGCACAGAACCUGGAAAUUCAACAAGACUCUGUCGUGCAGACCCCAUCAGACAACUCUUCCUCUAAUUUGGAUACAGGCCCUUCAAAUGAGGAACCAGAGCAGCAUGAAACUGACCCGAGUUCAAGGACAAUCACAAUGGAAGAAAUAAGGGGCGACAAAUCCCAUGGCGAGCAGAGGUACCACUUUAUAAUCCAAGAGGGCGGCAGCUUUUGGAUUGCAAAGUGCACUGAACAUGGCGUCCAUUUCGGUGAAAACGUCAAGCAAGGGGCAGCAAAGCAUCUAAAUGGUAGGGCCCAUGGCUUGAGCCGACGCCGUGAUCAAGUAUUGCGUCUCCUUGGUUUUCGGAUUACCGAUUGUACAGAGAAGCUGGCGAAGGAGAACAACAAGAAUUUCAAGGCCAAGCUAAAACUCGGCUACAAACCUCUAAACUUGGUUCAACGCGGUAGACACGAACAAGUCCAUGUUGAAGAAGUUUCACAGCCAAAGGCGACACAUCACUUGCCAGAGCCACCAAAUAGGAAGCAAGAAGAGCUCACGCAGAAUAUGCAGCUAUCAUCCGUGCCUACGACGCAACCUGUGGCCGGCGACCUAUGGGUUGGCUAUAUCGAGCGGGAACAAGUUCACUAUGGUGUACGGAUCCUACCACUGGCAGAAGACCUUAGCGAUCCAGGCCUGCUACCUGUUAGCAGAACACCGCUUUGGAAAAAAGACGCCGGCAUAUCGGGCCUGCCGUCAUGCUACGUUGCAAGUGGCACAGAAGAUAUCCAAUGGGCCCCGGGCUACGAGGACGGUGGACCUCGGGUUGAGGAACGCGAGUAUCCUGUUUUGGUGUUUGAUGGCGCUGAAACUUAUGACUGGAUUUCUUCAGCUAAUCUAAAGCCUUUUAAUCUUGUGAAGAAAGAUGAAAAGGUAUCUCGAUGGAGAAAGGCGCGGGAUGAGUACGCUAGGCUACGUGGGUACAAGGACUACUUGCACAUGCAGACGGACUUGGGCCGAACGAGGAGAAACAGACGUUUGUCUCAGUACCCGGUCCCAGGAAAGAUGUAUGCGGCACGGUUCGAAGAAGAAAACGACAAUGGAGUUUUUGGAGUCAUGGUUUUGCCGUGGCUCCCUGAACUCGGUGAGAAAUUCCCCAAAGCACUCAGAGAUCUCAUGGAUCGGAAUUUGAAGGUCAAGAAGAUUCCAUGGAUCCCGGGUUGCUAUUCGAUGACCCCCGAAUCGAAAAUUAGCGGCUGGGCUAAGGGUUACGAAGACGGUGGCAAAUAUGUCCCUGAUCGCUGGUACCCCAUUCUAUGGUUCGAUUGGGGCUUGAACCUCGGCUGGGUACCCGGUUCUGCUCUUCUUGGUUUUGACUUCGAGAACGAUCAUUGUGGUCGGGAAAAGAUACACAGGUUCAAAGACGCUAGGCUGGAAUACGCCAAGAUCUUUGGCUACAAGAAUUACGCGGACAUGAAGACCAAAUCAGGCGUUCCUGAGACGACGUCACGGCCACUAUCGGCCGGUAUAGUCUUGGGCUCCGACUCUGAGUCUGAGGACUCUGAGUCUGAGACUGACGCCGAGGGUUUGGCCGCAGUUACGGGUAACACUGAAGAUCAGGCCACUGCACAAGGCGUGGAGGAGAUGGAUCUGGACGUGGAUGCGGAUGAUCAAAUCACUGGUUCGGAUGUUGGCGAUGACGAUGGAAUGCCUGUGAACCUGAAUGUCGACAACCAUCAACCUGCCUCUGUCGAAAAGGCCUCCGAGCCGGGAGUCACGGCCGUUACCGAUAGUGACAAAGCGACGAUGACGCGGCAAACCUUUCCCGACGCCAAUGGUGCUACGGUGUCAGCCGCUUCAAAUUUGCAGCCGAUGACGAAGGAUGUAGCAGCGGUGCCAACGGAGGAAGCAACUUCACAACUAGAACUAGUCCAAGUGCGCUCGGUAGCCGACCCGCGCUCUCAAAGCGUCGAUGGCCCCAGAUCUAAAGGCCGCCGAGCAUCAGCACAGCACAAACCAACCCAGAAACAACCUGCGCGGGCCACCAGCGAACCUUCUGUUUCUCUUGUGGUCCACACGAAAACCGAUAAAGCUCAGGACCUGGAGAGAAUGAGGCGUGCGCACCUCAAGUUGAAGAAGAAGCCUCCUUGCAUCGGACCGCGACCAAAUGCGAGCUGGGUCAUCGUUCCCAACAUUGAGAAGCUCGCAACCCCACGGAAACCCGGACAAGAGACGUCUCUUGCGGCCCGUGGAUCGCCGCAUCCGUCUACCGCAGCUGGAGAGGCGACUCGGUUGACCAUAGUUCCUGCAGUUUCUCGGCCGGAGACGCCAGUUCGAACAUCUAGAACGAUAACUAAUAAGCCGCAAGCUAUUGGUUCGCAUUCUGGCCGCAGCGAGACAACAUCGGUGAUUAAUGCGCCUGCCAUCGCAAAGGCAAAGUCUUCUAAACCAGCAACGCAACCCGAGGCCUAUCCAUUGAUGACGAACCUUAACCUGGCCCUUCCACGCCGGCCUCACGUUGCGGAAGCUGGGGGCUGUGUGACGACUAGCCAGCCGCCGCAGGCUUUGGUGCAGCCAGUUGUGCCAGUCAUUAACCAUUCAAAAUCUGACGGGCUUCUUUCAAAACCCGCAAGUUCUCAGGCUCCUACUCUACCCCACAAACCUGCUGCACGACCUGGAGCUGUGGGAUCUAAAGCUCGAACAAUCGGUGUGGGUGUUCGUAUGCCCAUUGCGCCGAUGGCAGUCAUGGAGCUGCCUGCGCCUGAGGCCCAAGAUGAUACUUCGGCGUCGGUUAACCAGGUACAAAAGCAAAACCGAAUGCCGACUCCCCAGAUACCCAUUGCUUCAAUUCCAGGCAUGGAGCUACCUGCGCCUGAGGCCCGAAAUGACAACUCGGCCUCGGUUAACGAGGGACAAGAGCAAAGCCAAGAUUCGUCGGGUGCCUUUCGACAAUCUACGACUUCCGUGUCGUUGCUAAUGCAAACAGCUAGGGACGCGCUCAAGGUCACCAAGUCCACUGCGACCCAUGAAGUGGGCAGUACCGCCAUUGAGAGUCCCACACCGGAUCGAGCUAGCUUGUCUAUUGACACAAGCGUAGCUAACAACAGGCAAACGAAUGCCACAUUGGCCUCCUCGGCCACGCCCAAUCUAUCCGCGCUCAGGAAAGAGCUAGACAGCGAACCCAUGAUGCUUUCCGCAUACUCCUCGGCGCCCAGCGAGGCCCAGCUGGCAGAGAACCAGCAGGCUUUUGCAACAGGAUCAUUGUUUGUAGCUAUUGACCACAGCUAUGAGGUGAUCAAAUCCGUCCCGGGCUCGACGAUCCACAUCCUCAUCAGGCCCAAGGAAGUCAAACGCUUCGUAAUGGAGCGGUUUGAUGACGGUACGGGUAGGGCGACUCUCUUCAUGGGAGGCGGCGAGCUGGUGCAGCAGCUGCAUUUUGCCAAUAUGCCUGGCGCUAACAAUAGAAAAGUUCUCCCGGGUUGGCGCAGCUGCAGUUUCCUGUGGGGAUAUGUGAAGGGUUUUGAAGCAGGUGUCAUUCUCCAGCGUAUUUCGCCACAAGGCUGAGGUGAUUGGAACUGAAAGGGGUUUUUUCCUUCUUGUUUUUCUCUUUUCCCCUUCGUCCUUCGUCCUUUGUUCUUUUCCUUCGCUGUGGUUUGUGCGGAAAAAAUAAGAGCUUGCGGACUUUUAGGGGCUUCGCUUGUUGCGGAAGGCUGCACGUCACGUUGUAGCUGCAGCCCUUUAGUUUUACAGUCCGCUUGUCUAUUUUCUUGUUAUUUACCAACUAUCGGAACUCACCGACAUGUUCUGCUGAGAAUUGCCAGUACACAUGCGGCAACAUUUGGGGUUGGGUAGGAUACAGCAUCUCUGUAACCGGCUUGACAGGACGGCUGUGCAGAAAUCUGGUCUCUUUAAAGUUUCAGGGGACACUCAAACAUGGUCCUGUGUUUAAUAUGUUUAGAGUAUUUAGGGAAUCAAAAAAUCCGUGUCGAAGCAACUUGGACUUGAACCUGCCAACGUUAAUCCAGGGUAGGUGGUGAUUGGAUGCGGUGUCAAGGUG